Molecule: messenger RNA, 5043 nt
Organism: Paramuricea clavata
Lineage: Eukaryota; Metazoa; Cnidaria; Anthozoa; Malacalcyonacea; Plexauridae
Source: the annotation of a GenBank genome assembly
GUCCUAAAGAUCAGUACAUGGUGGUCAAGAAUGCAUCUUACCGUGGACUGUCUACCAACAAGACAUGUGGUUUGAGUGAUGAUUAUAAUUGUGAAGUUAAUGUAACAUAUCAUGUUAAGAAACAUUGUGAUCGUCAACAUGAGUGUAGUAUAACUGUGAAUGACACCUACUUGGUCUCUGGUCGUCCAUGUUCUGGAUUGAAAAAAUAUCUUUACUUUGAAUAUCAAUGUAUUAGUAUAGGUAUGGUUUCGAGUGCAAUUUGGAUAUAACAUGCUCGAGUGAGUUUUUCAAAGACCUCAAAAUAGCACGAGUCCGAAGGACGAGCGCUAUUUGAGGUUUUUGAAAGCUCACGAGUGCAUGUUUAUCCAAAUUUCACGAGAAACCAUGCUAUUACUUAUUAACAAUUUACAUAAAAAUGUUUGAGACAAUAGUUUAAUUAACUUGCGUUUAUAGCGAAAAGUACCCUAGUUCAAGAGGCUGUUUGUGAGGCGAAAUAAAUGAGACGCGAGAAGAAAGAGCCUCUGCAACGGUUGCAAAUCCCACUUCCACACUUGAUUAGGUUCAGAAUUUGAAUCUCGCAUGUGAUUGGCCAUUUGUAAAAAGAUGUCAAACCGCUUUGCGAAAUAAACAUUAGCUGCAUGCAAGCUAGCUAAUGUUUGUUUCCCGAACCGGUUUGACAUAUUUUUACAAAUGGCCAAUCAAAUGCGAGAUUCAAAUUCUGAACCUACUCAAGUGUGGAAGUGCGCAAAAAGUCCACUGGCAAAGUUUUCCAGCCCUUGUUAUAUCACAUUUAAUACAACGCUAACAGCUUGAAAAUUCCACUCAACUAUUUAAGUUAUGUUAGUCUUGUUUAAGGUAAUGGCUUUUCCAUUUAAAAGAAAGAUAGAAGCCAUAUUUUCCAACCGAAAUCAACUUUUACUUUAUGUAGCGCGGCGCCGUGUUUUUCCACCAAUCAGAUCAGCUUGUUACAGAUUUUUGCACUGUGAUUACAAAAAAUUGCACUGUGAUUACAAAGGGUUGCACUGUGAUUACAGAAAAUUGCACUGCUAUUUGGGAUUAACUGCACUGAAAUCAACCAAUCACAGUCGAGUGAUAUUUUUAUGUAUAUUAUUAACACUAAAUUUCGGCAACACCUCUUGAAGAAAUUUGUGGUAAUUUUGUAUGACUAAUGACAAUAGAGAGGUACAAAUUUGACUUCCACUACCGCUACCUGUCAGUGGCUUAAUACGCAUUUGAUUCGUGCAUAUAGAUUAAAUGUAUCUGAUUCAUUAAUAUGUUAAAGGCGUAGUGGAACUCAAAUCUGAACAUUCCUACUUCUAUUGUAAAUGCGAAGGUAAUCAAUGCCCACCACCCAUUGAUAUAAAUCAAUUUACCAUAAUCCACCAGCACAUUAAUCCUUGCUUGUUCAUCCAUUGUUUUAAACUGCAUAUAUUUUUCUUAAGUUUUAAAAUAUCGCCGAAAGAAAAGAACUUUUUGUCGAAAUUCAGAGAUUACCAUGCAAGUCAAAUAAACUGUAAAUUAGAAUUGACGAAAAUUAGAAACUGUUUUCCUGUUUUCUUUUAUUUUGUAGCUGAUGGUGUGUCUUUAUCAUAUUUAUAUCUACCAACGUUUGCUAUUUGUGUGAUCUUUUUUAGACAUUAAUGAAUGUUCAAGCAAGCCAUGUCAUAUUAAUGCCAACUGCUCUGACAAUGAAGGUUCUUUUGUCUGUCAAUGUAAUGUUGGGUUUUCUGGAAAUGGAUUUAGUUGUUCAAGUAAAUAAAUGUUUCGUUAAUGCGUCUGAAAUAUUUUACUUUAUUUAAUCACUUUCUGUCUCUUAUUUGUGUAAUCCCCUUUAGACAUCAAUGAAUGUUCAAGCAACCCAUGUCAUCUUAAUGCUACCUGUACUGACAAUGAAGGUUCUUUCGUUUGUGAAUGUAAUGUUGGGUAUUCUGGAAAUGGAUAUAAUUGUUCUAGUAAGUAAAUCUUCCAUUUGUGUGUCCAAAAUAUUUAACCGUUUUUAAUCACUCAUUGUUUCUUAUUUGUCUAAUCUUUUUAGACAUCAAUGAAUGUUCAAGCAACCCAUGUCAUCAAAAUGCUACCUGUACUGACAAUGAAGGUUCUUUUGUUUGUGAAUGUAAUGUUGGAUAUUCUGGAAAUGGAUUUGAUUGCUCUAGUAAGUAAAUCUUUCAUUCGCGUGUCUAAACUAUUUUACCUUUUUUACUAACUCAUUGUUUCUUAUUUGUGUAAUCUUUUUAAGACAUCAAUGAAUGUUCAAGCAACCCAUGUCAUCCCAAUGCUACAUGUACUGACAAUGAAAGUUCUUUUGACUGUGAAUGUAAUGUUGGGUAUUCUGGAAAUGGAUUUAAUUGUUCUAGUAAGUAAAUCUUUCAUUGGUAAGUCCAAAGUAUUCUGCCUUUUUUUAAUCACUUGUUGUUUCUUAUUUGUAUAAUCUUCUUAGACAUCAAUGAAUGUUCAAGCAAGCCAUGUCAUCCCAAUGCUACCUGCACUGACAAUGAAGGUUCUUUUGUUUGUGAAUGUAAUGUUGGGUAUUUUGGAAGUGGAUUUAAUUGUUCUAGUAAGUAAAUCUUUGAAAAAGUGAAUCUUUCAUUGAUUUGUCUAAAAUGUUAUUUCCUUUUUUAAUUAAUCACUUAUUGUUUGUAAUUUGUAUGAUCUUUUCAGACAUCAAUGAAUGUUCAAGCAACCCAUGUCACGGUAAUGCCAGUUGCACUGACAAUGAGGGUUCUUUUGUUUGUCAAUGUAAUAAUGGGUUUUCUGGAGAUGGAAUUUCAAAUUGUGCAAGUUAGUAUGAAACAAAAUGGAAUCUUGUUUAUUAGUUUUCUGCGUUUUGCAAAUUUUUUCAUAUUCUUUUUUCAGAUAUUGACGAAUGUUUACAUAUUUCAUGUCAUGUAAAUGCAGACUGUUUGGAUUCUUAUGGUUCAUAUAUUUGUCGUUGUAAAACUGGAUUCAAUGGGAACGGAACUUUAUGUGAAAGUAAGCCACGACAUCUUACGAACGUAGCCGUAGGACAAGUUUUUUUUAGUUUUGUUUAUAAUGCCUUUAUUGUUUAUUUGUUUUAUUUUUAUGUUUAUUAUAUGUCAUUUUCUAGACAUUGAUGAAUGUUUGACGAACCCAUGUCAUGCCAAUGCUACCUGUACUGACAAUGAAGGUUUUUUCGACUGUGAAUGUAAUGUUGGGUUUUCCGGAAAUGGAUUUAAUUGUUCUAGUAAGUAAAUCUUUCAUUGGUGUGUCCAAAAUAUUUUACCUUUUCUAAAUCAUCCAUUGUUUGUUCUGUGUAUACUAUCUUAUUAGACAUCAAUGAAUGUUCAAGCAACCCAUGUCAUCCCAAUGGUAUAUCUACUGACAAUGAAGGUUCUUUUGACUGUGAAUGUAAUGUUGGGUAUUCUGGAUAUGGAUUUAAUUGUUCUAGUAAGUAAAUCAUUCAGUUAUAAAUCUAAAAUAUUUUACCUUUUUUACUCACUUAUUGUUUAUUACUUUUUAAAAUCUUUUUAGACAUCAAUGAAUGUUCAUGCAACCCAUGUCAUCCCAAUGCUACUUGUACUGACAAAGAAGGUUCUUUUGUUUGUGAAUGUAAGGUUGGGUAUUCUGGAACUGGAUUUAAUUGUUCUAGUAAGUUAAUAUUUCUUCAAUAAAUCUGAAAUAUUUUAUCUUUUUAUAUCAUUUGUUGAUUCUUAUUUGCAUAAUAUCUUUAGACAUCGUUGAAUGUUCAAGCAACCCAUGUCAUCCCAACGCUACCUGUUCUGACAAUGAAGGUUCUUUUGUUUGUGAAUGUAAGGUUGGGUAUUCUGGAACUGGAUUUAAUUGUUCUAGUAAGUAAAUUUUUCAUUGCCGUAUCUAAAAUAUUUUACAUUUUUUAAUAACUCAUUGUGUGUUACUUGUAUGCUUUCUUUUUAGACAUCAUUGAAUGUUCAGGCAACCCAUGUCAUCUCAAUGCUAGCUGUACUGACAUUGAAGGUUCAUUUGACUGUGAAUGUAAUGUUGGAUAUAAUGGGACGGGAUUUAAUUGUUCAAGUAAGUAAUUUCACUGGUGUGUCUAAGGUAUUUUACCUUGUUUAAAUCACUUAUUGUUUGAUUGUUGUAUUCUCUUUCUAGACAUUAAUGAAUGUCCAAGCAAGCCAUGUCAUCCCAAUGCCACAUGCACUGACAAUAAAGGUUCUUUUGACUGCGAAUGUAAUGUUGGAUAUUCUGGAAAUGGAUUUAAUUGUUCUAGUAAGUAAAUCUUUCUAUGGUGUGUCUAAAAUAAUCUACCUUUCCGAAUAACUCAUUGUUUGUUACUUGCAUGCUUUCUUUUUAGACAUCAAUGAAUGUUUAACCAAUCCAUGCCAUUCCAAUGCUACCUGCGCUGAUAAUGAAGGUUCUUUUGUUUGUGAAUGUAAUGUUGGGUAUUCAGGAAAUGGAUUUAAUUGUUCUAGUAAGUAAACCGUUCAUUGAUGGAUGUAGUGUAUCUAAACUAUUCUGCUUUUCCUAAUAACUCAUUGUUUUGUUACUUGUAUUUAUUGUUUGUAAUUGUAUGAUAUUUUUAGACAUCAAUGAAUGUUCAAGAAAUCCUUGUCAUCACAAUGCUACCUGUACUGACAAUGAUGGUUCUUUUGUUUGUCAAUGCAAUAAUGGGUUUUCUGGAGAUGGAAUUUUAAAUUGUGCAAGUUAGUGUGAAACAAAAUGGUUGUUUCAAAUUGUGCAAGUUUGCGUUUUGCAAAUAUUUUAGUUUUCCUCUUUCAGAUAUUGAUGAAUGUUUACGUAUUUCGUGUCAUGUAAAUGCAGACUGUUUGGAUUCCCAUGGUUCAUACAUUUGUCGUUGUAAAACUGGAUUCAAUGGGAACGGAACUGUUUGUAGAAGUAAGCCACGACAUCUUAGGAACGUAGGACAAUUAAGUUUUUUAGUUUUAUUUAUAUUGCCUUUAUUUUGUCAUUGUUUUUUAUGUUUUUUAUAUGUCAUUUUCUAGACAUUGAUGAAUGUUUGACUAACCCUUGUCAUUCCAGUGCUACCUGUACUGACAAUGAAGGUUUUUUUGACUGUGAAUGUAAUGUUGGGUAUUCUGGAAAUGG